Molecule: messenger RNA, 2961 nt
Organism: Osmerus eperlanus (European smelt)
Lineage: Eukaryota; Metazoa; Chordata; Actinopteri; Osmeriformes; Osmeridae
Gene: abcf3
Product: ATP-binding cassette, sub-family F (GCN20), member 3
Exons: 21
Coding region: 291-2426 (711 amino acids)
Molecular function (GO): ATP hydrolysis activity; ATP binding
Source: RefSeq, a predicted model, not a curated record
GCUGCAGAAAACCAUGAAAGUUACACAUACAGCCUUACUUUAAGAUCAUUUGCUUUCUGUUUUGAGGUAGCUUACAAAUCUGUCUCUGAUCUGAACUGGUCUUACAGAACCACUAACCCUUUGGUUUGGCCCAUUUCAACCUGUCUGCACCAUGUUUGACAAACAGAGACUACACAAUAACACUACAAUACCCAUGAUACCUCGUUCAUGAAAACGUCGCUUUGCCGCUGCGGAGGAAGGAAGUCCCUGAUCAAAGCACAUGCGCGGUGCAUGAUCAGGACCGGUGUAUCAUGGCGACAUACGUGGAUAUUCUGAAGAGCGAGUUUCCCGAAAUUGACACUGAAGUGUUCGACUAUAUUACGGGUGUCCUGGACUGUGGAGGGCCUGAUUUCGAGGAUGAAGAUGAGGUGUUUGAUGCCAUUGGUGGCGUACUGCAGGGGGUUUCCGCAGACUUUAAAAACGAGGAGGAUAUUAGAGACAUCUGUCUUCAGAUGUUUAACACGCUUAAAUUGAAUAACUGUCAUGCUGCUCAGAAGCAGGUAUUGCUCAAUGCCCCAGUUCAGUUGUCUCAGAUAUCUGCUGAGUGUGUAACUGCUACAAAUGAUGUCCAAGGCAUAUGGAUGAUGAAACGAAGCCAGAACACGACUGUGAAUGCCAAGAAAUUGGAGAAAGCUGAGGCCAAGCUGAAGGCAAAACAUGAGAGGAGGAAUGAGCGAGAUUCACAGAAAACCGUCAGCCCAUUGGUACUAGAGGAAGCAUCCGCUAGUCAGGCUAGCAGUAAGAAGGAAAACCGUGUAGAUAUGUCUGGAAAGAAUAGAAGCUAUGACAUUCGCAUUGAGAACUUUGACGUUUCAUUUGGCGAGAGAUCUUUGCUGCAAGGAGCAGAGCUGUCUCUUGCCACUGGGCGUCGCUAUGGUCUCAUUGGGCGCAACGGCUUGGGGAAGACCACACUCUUGAAGAUGCUCGCCAGUCGCAGUUUGCGCGUACCUGCCCACAUCACCAUCCUUCAUGUGGAGCAGGAGGUUGCUGGGGAUGAGACGGUGGCCCUACAGAGUGUGUUAGAGAGUGACACGGUCAGGGAGGGGCUUCUAAAAGAGGAACGCCUCCUCAAUGCCCGGAUUGCCAACGGAGUUGCUGAUGGAUUGGAGAGUGUUCGGCUGUCAGAGAUCUAUGCCAAACUGGAAGAGAUUGAAGCAGACAAGGCACCUGCCAGAGCAUCAGUCAUCCUGGCAGGUCUUGGGUUUUCAGCUAAGAUGCAACAGCAGACAACAAAGGAGUUCUCAGGAGGAUGGAGGAUGAGAUUAGCUCUGGCCAGUGCUCUCUUUGCCCGGCCUGAUCUUUUGUUACUUGAUGAGCCCACCAACAUGUUGGACGUCAGAGCCAUUCUCUGGCUUGAGAACUACCUGCAGACUUGGCAAUCAACAAUCCUGGUUGUGUCCCACGACCGCAACUUCUUGAAUGCUGUUGUCACGGACAUCAUCCACCUUCACUCACAGAGGCUGGAGAGUUAUCGCGGUGACUAUGAGAACUUCGUCAAGACCAAAGAGGAUCGUCUGAAGAGCCAGCAGAGGGAGUAUGACGCCCAGCUACAGUACAGAGAUCACAUUCAGGUGUUCAUUGACAGGUUUAGGUAUAAUGCCAACAGAGCUGCACAAGUGCAGAGCAAAUUGAAGCUCUUGGAGAAACUCCCUGAACUAAAACCUCUUGAAAAGGAGACAGAAGUAACUUUACGGUUCCCCGACAACUUUGAGAAGUUGUCUCCUCCUAUCCUUCAGUUGGAUGAAGUGGAGUUCUAUUACAACCCUGAUCAACGCCUGUUCACAGGGCUGUGUGUCUCUGCAGACCUAGAGUCCCGGAUCUGCAUUGUGGGUGAGAAUGGGGCAGGCAAAUCCACCAUGCUCAAGCUAUUGAUGGGGGAACUGACGCCCGUCGGAGGCAUCAGACAGGCUCACCGGAACCUCAAGAUAGGUUACUUCAGUCAACAUCACGUGGAUCAGCUGGACCUCAAUGUGUGUUCAGUAGAGCUGUUACUCAACAAAUUCCCAGGUCGAAAUGAGGAGGAGUACCGGCACCAGCUUGGUGGAUAUGGGAUUACAGGAGAGCUCGCCACACGCCCUGUAGCCAGCCUGUCAGGAGGACAGAAGAGCCGAGUGGCAUUUGCCCAGAUGACGAUGCCAUGCCCAAACUUUUAUAUCCUUGACGAGCCGACAAAUCAUCUGGAUAUGGAAACUAUUGAGGCUCUGGCAAAGGCUCUCAACAAGUUCAAAGGCGGCGUGGUAUUAGUCUCUCACGACGAGCGUUUAAUCCGGUUGGUGUGUAAAGAGCUGUGGGUCUGUGAGGGAGGGAAAGUGCGGCGAAUCGAAGGGGGCUUCGACGAAUACCGAGAUAUCCUUACGGAACAGUUCCGCAAGGAGGGAUACCUGUGAGAAGCACCGAGCUACUCACCAACAACAUGCCAAUGACCGACAUGCCAAGUUGCCAAUGGAUAUCCACCACAACUUAAAAAAACCCUAUCACACCCCGAACUGCCAAUCAGCGUCCCUCAGGAGGGGGAACUGUGUCUGACUGGUGCCGCCCAGCAAUCCUCUGUUUCCCAUCGCAUAGUCUUUGUUUGAGUGCACUCAAUUUAGCUGGCUCCUAACAAGGUCUGGGUCAUGAGCAAUAUUCUGCCUGGUGUCCUAAAGUGUACAGUGCAAACUGCCUACCUGAUGUACUGGGAUCUAAAUCAAGUGCUCUUUUGACCUCUGGGUCCAGACUUCUCUACUCACCUUCACGCUAAUUUGGUAGACUGUGAGAGGAAACUUCAUCCUGUGAUCGUCAGGGCUAACCCUUCUUUGUACACCCAUAUGUGCAGCUAUCUUGGCAAAGCAACCCUCAUCUGCAGUAUCAAGGGACAUAUGUACAUCUGAAAACGUGUAUUUAUUUCUUAAUCCAUCCUGAAGAAUGCAUGGUGUGUGUGUG